AUGUUCGGCAAAGGAAAAACUUCCUCGUCAGAUAACGGUAGCAAAGACGAGAUAGUUUUGUUACCAGUCCAAUCCAAAGCCGGUAUUCUCCGCGUCACAGAAAUCGAGACAAAAGUCCACGAUCCAGAAGGCCACCAGAUCCCCGUCGUGCAAGAUGCCUCUACCACCUUCGACCUCCCCGAUAACCAUCCCAACAAGAACGCCAUCGAGGUAUUAUGGCUUCCCCGAGGCUCGCACAGCUCCGACGAUACCGGCGAGAAAGUGCGUCGUGCGCUGAAUAAUGAAAAGGAUAUGACCAUCUUGGGAUGCUGCAAGCAAUUCCCCAAAGCCAUCUUUUGGUCGUUACUUCUGUUCUUGACUGUUGUUAUGGAGGGGUAUGAUAAGAGUCUUGUUGCCGGGUUUGUAGCGUUUCCUGCUUUCAGAAGACGUUAUGGUGAAGUCUUUGAGACACCCGAUGGACCGAUUUACGAGAUAUCACCGCUGUGGCAGACUGCGCUACAGGUCUCUGCUAUUGCUUGUGAGGUUCUCGGACUGUUGCUGCAUGGUUGGAUCACGUAUAGUAUUGGCUACAAGAAGAUGAUGCUUAUCAGUCUGGCUUGGAUGUGCAUUGCUGUCUUUCCGGCUUUCUUUGCGCAUAACAUUGGUGUAUUGGUUGCUUCUCAGGCUCUAUGUGGUAUCUCAUGGGGUGUCAUUCAGACUUUGGCUGCUACAUACGCCGCUGAAGUCGUACCCUCAGCCAUCCGAGCCUGUCUUCUCAGCAACGUCAACAUGUGCUGGGUCAUCGGUCAGCUCCUCGGUACCGGUAUCCUCCGUUCUCUCGUCCACAACGACUCAGAAUGGUCCUACCGUAUCCCCUUCGCUCUUCAAUGGGCCUUUGCCAUCCCUCUUCUCAUCGGUAUCUGUUUUGCUCCCGAGAGUCCCUGGUGGCUUAUCCGUCGUGAGCGCAAGGUCGAAGCUAGACAUGCCCUUCAACGCCUUACCAAGCAAUCCCAGCUUGACAUUGACGACACCAUCGCUGUUAUGGAACAUACCAACCGCAUUGAGCGCAAGCUCAACUAUGGUGGUUCAUCAUACAUGGAUCUCUUUAAGGGCGCGAACCUUCGUCGUACUGAAAUUUCAUGCAUGGUUUGGUCUGUUCAGGCUCUUUGUGGUUGGAUUUUGACUGGUUAUGCCCCGUACUUCCUUGAACAGGCUGGCUUUGACUCUUCUCACUCAUUCAGCUUGUCCACUGGCAUGUACGGUAUGGCUCUAGUCGGAGGCAUUAUCUCUUGGUUCUUGCUCUCUCACAUCGGCCGUCGAAAGCUGUACCUUAUUGGUCUUGCUGCCGCUGUGGUCAUGCUUACUCUUGGUGGUAUUCUCUCUGUUGUCCUCGAUGGCAAGAAGGGUCUCAACUGGUCCCUCGGCGCGAUCCUCAUCACAACAACCUUCCUCUACAACCUCAGCAUCGGUCCAACAUGCUACGUCAUCGUCGCCGAGAUCCCCUCUACACGCCUCCGCGUCAAGACCAUCGCUCUGGCCCGUGUUGUCUACAACGUUUUCAUGAUCAUCAACAACGUGAUCGUUCCUCAAAUGCUCAACCCCACGGCGUGGAACAUGCAGGGAAAGUCCUGUUUUAUCUACGCUGCCACCGCUCUCCUUUGUUUCUUGUACUGUUAUUUCCGUCUGCCUGAGACCCAGGGUCUUUCAUACCUGGAACUGGACAUGUUGUUUGAGAAGGGGGCGCCGACGGCCAAGUUUAAGGAGUUGCAACAGAGAUUGGCUAACUCGGCUUACUUGACUGUGGACAGGGCGGAGCGUAUGAGGAAUGCUUGGCAUGGAUGGCUCACCUAUUCUUAA
This is a messenger RNA of Fusarium coffeatum, 1836 nucleotides long. RefSeq lists its product as uncharacterized. The coding region runs from base 1 to 1836 and encodes 611 amino acids. Gene Ontology annotation, cellular component: membrane. The record is from RefSeq and is a predicted model, not a curated record. NCBI's taxonomy places the organism in Eukaryota, Fungi, Ascomycota, Sordariomycetes, Hypocreales, Nectriaceae. Gene Ontology annotation, biological process: transmembrane transport; carbohydrate transport. The transcript has 2 exons. Gene Ontology annotation, molecular function: carbohydrate:proton symporter activity.